AUGAUGUACCUGGAAGAACAUCGAGAAGUUGGUGAUGGUCCAUCAAAAGCUGAAAUGCUAUCACAAGCACAUGCCGAAUAUUCUGAGCAUGCAAUGGAAGAUGUCAAAUUGGCUCGAUCGUUACGUGACAUGGGUCAAGACCUAAUUUCAUGCCACGAUGUUGAAUUGGCCGGUAGUUUGUUACCAAAAUGUGAUGAAUUGGAACGAAUGGCAGAUGCUUUAACUGGAGCUCUGGAACGUAGAGCUCAAGUGCUAAAACUGAGCAAAGGAAUGCAUGAACAAAUUUUAAACGUGAGUAAACGUUUUAUAGUUUAA
Enterobius vermicularis (human pinworm) is the source of this 315-nucleotide messenger RNA. Lineage: Eukaryota; Metazoa; Nematoda; Chromadorea; Rhabditida; Oxyuridae. The record is from the annotation of a GenBank genome assembly.